AUGAGUGUCGGAGUGAGCUCGAUGGAGGAGGCCCCUAGCGCUCAGAAAGACGCUCAGGCUAAUCCUGGAUCCCAAUCCAUGAAUCAGUCGCUCCCGGUACAAGCGGCGCUUUCGGAUUCCGCCAAAACCAUCAAUCAGAUCCAGGUGUUGAAUUCAGAGAACCGUGACGCGGGAAAAGCCGACGAGAACGAAGAUGACAAAGCUGAUCGGAACGAGGACCCGAUUGAGCGUUAUCUGCCCCAAAUGCUCAAUAACGAGUCGCAAUCAUUCGAUGACGUACGCAAAGUAUUGGAACAUAUCGUCGUGUGCAAGAUGUCGGAAGCGGCCGCCGAGAACCGAUACGCUGCCGGUCAGUGCAGUCUGAAGCCUCUGGACCCUCUCGGAAACGCCAUCGUCAGCUCUCAUGCUCUCGCCGCAUACGUAUCGACGCUGGACAUUUCAACCCUGCGGAAGUUGACCGCUCGCAUCGUCGCGGACACCGGCUUUUGGCUGGCCAGGACCUUCAGGUUCUUCGACAGCGGCAUUUUCUGUCACGAUGAAUCUCGCGAAGGGCUCGUGCGGACGCUUCGCAUGCUCCUGCAUUUGAAAUACGAGAAAUACGCCGUGGAGGCGUAUCAGGCGUUGUACUCCAAGCCGCCGUGCAUCUACGUCAGUCAAGCCAUGGAACAAGAAACACCAUCUGGAAGACCUUCAAUCGGGCACGCACUGUGUUCUGCAUUAGGUCUACCGAGAGCGUGUCUUCGAAUCAUUCCCACCCAUAACAACAGUGGCUCUUAUCAGAAGAUGAACGUGUCCCUUUUAGAGAAGCAAGUAGAACAAGAUCUGAACAAAGGUUGCGUCCCUCUCAUCGUGCUCGCCUCUGCCGGGUCCGCGCAGUGUGGUCAAUGCGACAAUAUAGACAAGAUUACGGAAAUAUGUAAAGAGAAAAAUAUCUGGCUCCAUCUCGAAGGUCACUCCCUCGCAUCGCUGGUUCUCGGAUCCGGCUUGAACGCGUCCGCGCGAUGUGGAGACUCGAUGACUCUGCCGAUCGGCAAUUGGAUUGGCGUCCCGUCCCUGUCCUACGUCACGCUGUACAGACCGAUAAAUCCGACUCUUGCCCAUACGUCUGGUUUGACAUUGUUCAAUAUCCACUCGAAACUACACUGUUUGCCUCUGUGGACCUUGCUACAAACUCUCGGCCAGAAGGGAUUAUCGGAUCGCAUCAUGCAGUGCUUCAAAAUGACGGAGCUACUCUUCGAGAGUUUGCAGUCUCUCGGACCGUGCAUGGAGGUGAUCGGCUGUUCCAAAGUAGCCGGUGUCGAAGGAGGCGUCGUUGCAUUGGCUGAUCACGUCGCGGGAGCUGCGACGCCCGCAGCUCUUUUCGAAACAUUGCACUCGGUUGUGACCUUCAGAUUCCGACAAAUUUCCGCUGAGCCGGGUGAGCGUGAUUUCGAUUUUCCGAAAGCCAACAACUGCAAGGCGGCCUCUCUUCGGUUGAGUGAGAGCUACAUCAAUAACUUGAAUCUCUGGCUGGGCCAGAUGAUUCACCGAGAGAUGCCGACGGUGUCGCUCGAAUUGACCGAGGUCGAAGGACACGGAAUCUGUGUCAAAUUCAGUCCCCUGGAAAGCGCUCAAGUGCAAGGGACCACCAUGUGCGACAUGGAGAACUUCUGCAAGACGCUGGAAGAGCAUGUGGCGAUUCUCGCCGCGACUGUGAUCCAAAAACAAAAGCUCCACCAAAUGCUCGAUGGAACUCACGAAGUGUUCGGACGCAACAUCCGUUUAGUCGAAAUAAACAAUUGGGCCGGGCUCGGCGGAGUGCGGUACAUCCCUGAAAGCUGGGUCGAUCAGCUGGGUCAGCUGACCAUCAGCGGCAAAGACUACAUCAACCAAAUAAAUUCCCAACUCGUCGCGAAGCUGCGUAGCUCCGAUUCCGCCUUCUCCCUGGGCGAGGGUACUGACGGUUUGCUAUGCGUUCGGUUCGGGAUGGUCUCGGAAGAUCUCCUGGUCGAGGAAUUGGUGCACAUGGUUCUCGCCGCCGGCCGGGAGAUCGAAGACAGCUCGAAGGAGCUCGAAGAGAUGUCGGAGCUGGUUCGGCAAGCGGUAGAGCAAGCGAAUGCUGCCCUGGAGAAGGAAAACGAGGAGAGGAUCUACCAGGAAGGGCUUUUGAAGCACGUUCCUAUCGUCGGGAGCCUCUUGACGUGGUGGUCUCCUCCGAGCGACGACGGCGCGGGAAUUAAGGGCCGAUGUUUUAAUCUAUCCUCUGGUAUGGUCGAAACAACCGAGAAUACGUACAAGUAUCAUAUGCAAAUGAAGAGUGAGGCGCCAGCACCGAAUACCCCGCCACCGUCGCAACAGAUUCAAAUACAGAACAAGCCGCAUUCCAGAACGAGCUCGCAGGGAUCUCAACGUUCGCAAACGUCUUCCCACUGAUGGUCGUGGAUAGACGAGGACUUGAAGAGAUCUGGCAGCGCGUAAACAUCGAGUGACCCCCGGCCGCACCUUGGCAUUCCUGGUGUCAUCACCACGGUUUGUCGCUUCUUUCGGCGGAUUCGCUCUCGCCCCGAUCGAGAGAGCUCGGAAGCGCUGCAGCGAUGUAUUUGGCUCGGCGAUGCACUGUACAUUAUGACGACAAGUUGAGGCUCUUGAGAGCGAUCGAUCACUGCUGUCGAGCCGGGACUGGGAUUUCAGUCCCUACGCUUUCAAAGUUGGACGUUCCCGGAUCGUCAUCUUACCCGGUCACAGUAACCAAAGAAGGAGCGCGAAUUUAUCGAUAGAGGUCGAUAGGUUCGAAGUCGAGGCUGAAUUUCAAUCAUGACCUGAUAAUAUAUUUGCAUAUAUUCAAUGGUUCGUAUCUAUCGAGGCAAUAAAAUCCUGAU
Molecule: messenger RNA, 2858 nt
Organism: Galendromus occidentalis (western predatory mite)
Lineage: Eukaryota; Metazoa; Arthropoda; Arachnida; Mesostigmata; Phytoseiidae
Product: pyridoxal-dependent decarboxylase domain-containing protein 1
Exons: 12
Coding region: 1-2412 (803 amino acids)
Biological process (GO): carboxylic acid metabolic process
Cellular component (GO): intracellular membrane-bounded organelle
Molecular function (GO): pyridoxal phosphate binding; carbon-carbon lyase activity
Source: RefSeq, a predicted model, not a curated record